AGAUAGUGUUUCUGAACUCAGGGAAUGGAGACCGGUCAUUUACAGGAAGUGCACGGACACUUUGUGGUUGCUCCUCUUCUUUCUUUUCUGGGCUGGUUUGAUGUUUAUAACUGGCUAUGCUGUGAUGGCUGGUGCCGCAGAAAGACUUGUGCUUGGAUAUGACAGCUUUGGGAACAUAUGUGGUAGGAAGAACACUGCUGUAAAAGGAGCACCCCUUUCUGGACAGGACAUGACUAAUAAAAAGUAUGUGUUCUUUCUGAAUUCAUGCAGCCUGGAAACACAAAGCCUCAAAAUCAGUUCAGUUUCCUUGUGCGUGUCUAGUUGUCCACAAGAGCAACUCAACUCUUUGGAAGACCUCCAGAGUUUUGCAAGGAAUAAUGGUUCAUGUCUUUGCGUUUACAACCUGGAUGUUUCCAGUUACACACUAAAUCCAAAGGCAGCUGAGCUGUGUCCCACACUGCCAGUUCCACCAAGUAAAUCUUUUCCAUUAUUUAAUCGAUGUGUUCCACAAAAUCCCGAGUGCUAUUCCAAAUAUGCAUCUGUCUUAAUAAGUAUGGUCAAUGAAAUGGACGUUUUUCACCGAAUUCUGAGCGGAAUAUUGGCAGGAAGAGAUACUGUGAUAGGACUGAGUUUCCUUGCACUAGCCUUCUCUUUUAUACUGGUUUUAGCCUUCAGAUUCAUUCGGACCCUUCUGGUCCACACCUUGAUUGCACUGGUGUUGUUUGGGCUGUUAUUUGUCUCAGGUGUUCUCUGGUGGCUCUAUUAUGACUACAGGAGUGAUCCCAGCACAGAAUUGGAAACAGAAAAGGAAAACGUUGUUCUGCUUUCCCUUAUACUUGUACUAAGAAAGAGGCUUCAGUUCACUGUACAACUCUUCCGGAUUGUUGGUAAAAUCAUUGGCAGAAUUCCUUUCCUCCUGUUCCAACCACUCUGGACCUUUCUGAUUCUCAUUGUGUUCUGGCUAUUUUGGGUUGCUGUACUGCUUAGCUUAGGAACUGCAGGUACUGCACAGACUACUUCAGGAGGACAGGUAGAAUACAGAGCUCUGUCUGGAAUUUCCUACAUGGCAUGGUAUCAUUUUGUUGGCCUUAUCUGGACUAGUGAAUUCAUUCUUGCCUGUCAACAAAUGACGAUUGCAGGGGCAGUGGUUACUUGUUACUUCAACAGAAAUAAAAAUAACCCACCACCUCACCCAGUCCUGUCUUCCAUAUCAGUUCUUUUUUGCUAUCAUCUAGGAACUGCUAUAAAAGGCUCUUUUCUAAUCACAAUACUGAGAAUACCAAGGAUUGUUCUCUUGUACCUUUAUAAUACACUAAAACAAAAGGAGAGUGCAUGUGCAAAGUGCCUGUUCAAGUGCUGUUUCUGCUGGUUUGGGUGCCAGGAAAGUUGCUUAAGAUACUUUAACCAGCAUGCAUACACAACUACAGCCAUAAAUGGGACAAAUUUUUGUACAUCAGCAAAGGAUGCUGUCUUUAUUUUGGCAAAGAAUUCUGCUAAACUUGCAUCCAUUAGCUGUUGCGGAGAUUUUAUCCUAUUUCUAGGAAAGGUAUUUGUUGUAUGUUUUACUGUUUUUGGAGGAUUGAUGGCAUUUAACUACCAUCGAGAGUUGCAAGCUUGGGUAGUUCCUCUUCUGCUGGUUGCAUUUUUUGCCUACGUGAUGUCCCACUGCUUUUUGUCUGUGUUUGAAGUGACAGCAGAUGCCAUGUUCCUUUGCUUUGCUAUUGAUAUGGAAACAAAUGAUGGAUCUGAAGAGAAGCCAUACUUCGUGGAUCAGGAACUGUUGACAUUUGUGAGUCAGAGUAACAAGUUAACAGGAGGGCAAAAGCACAGAAGCACGAGACCUUUCCAGGACAAUGAAGAUGGGACAGAGCUCCAACCUAUGACUUGAAGUGCACCAGGAAGUAUGAAGGCAGACUAGCAAUAGCAAAACCAGUCAUAGAAAAAAAAGGUUGCCAAUACCCCAGGACAAAGUAUUAAUUCUCAAAAUCUCUGCUGUACCUUCUGCACUGGUAAAAUGACACAAUCUGUUUGUAUGAAUAAUGUAUUUUCUGUGUCAGCACAUCUGAUUUUUAUUAAUAUACUUGUUACAAUGGUCUGAAAAGUUGUUAAUAAACACACUCCUUGUAAAUUUCUA
This is a messenger RNA of Calidris pugnax (ruff), 2134 nucleotides long. It is a transcript of the gene SLC44A3, whose product is annotated as solute carrier family 44 member 3. Gene Ontology annotation, cellular component: membrane. Lineage: Eukaryota; Metazoa; Chordata; Aves; Charadriiformes; Scolopacidae. Gene Ontology annotation, biological process: transmembrane transport. The transcript is spliced from 15 exons. Bases 101 to 1888 code for a protein of 595 amino acids. The record is from RefSeq and is a predicted model, not a curated record. Gene Ontology annotation, molecular function: transmembrane transporter activity.